Messenger RNA from Durusdinium trenchii, 891 nucleotides. The record is from the annotation of a GenBank genome assembly. Lineage: Eukaryota; Dinophyceae; Suessiales; Symbiodiniaceae.
AUGAAUCAAACCCAGACACUCCCCACCGGUGGGACCGUACCUCGUGGGUCCCCGUCGCUCCAGGAGCUCUUCGAAGCGCAGCGCCUGGCGGAGCAACUCCCCGUCUUGGACGCGGCGCUGCACCGCGCGGAGCAGCGCCUGCGGGCCGAACGGAGCAGUGAAGGGCAAGAGCUCUACUUCAUGGCUUGGAUCCUGCGCGGCACGAUCCACCAGCAGAGUUCUGGCCUGGAUGACCAGGCAGUGGAGGAGAAGAAUGCCUACACACUCUCAAACUCACGGUUUUGGGAAGAAUAUUAUGCCAAUGUCGAUGCAGAUCGCUUUGAUUGGUACAGCACUUGGGAUACACCGAUCAAUUGGUUGAGCCUGGGAGUUUCAACCCUUGGUUCGGUCAUUGGACCCUUCCUGUUUGCCAACGCCAGCAUUCUCAUGUUGGGCUGUGGCCGUUCAGAUAUGUCUCAGCAGAUGUAUCGAGAAGGAUUCCGCAACAUCACGAACGUCGACAUCAGCUCGGGACUCUUGGAGCGCCUGCGGAGAGGCUUUGAAAGGGAGAUGCCUUUGAUGUCGUGGAGAUGGAUGAACGCUUCCUCGAUGGACACGGAGGAUCAGAGCUUCGAUGUGGUUCUGGAGAAAGGGACCUUGGACUCGCUCCAGGAUAACUCAGAGCUCUUCCAGGCCGCGGUGCGUGAGUCUCACCGAGUUCUUCGAAGCGAUGGUCUCUUCAUCUCCGUCACGGAUACCGAGAAGCUCCAGCAGCUUCAGAGCAUCGCGCCAUUCUCUUGUGAGGCCUUUGCUGGACACCUGGACUCCCAGAGACGCCUGCUGCUGUAUGUUUGCCGGCGAAGAAGCGGCUUGUUGGAGCACCUCAGAUCUUGGUUCAAGUCGGAACUCUGA